AUGGCCGCGCCGCCGCUCCAGCCGGAGGCGGAAGAGGGCAGCAAGGGCGCCGAGGUCUGCCUGUUCGACCAGUCGCAGGAGGAUUUCUCCAGGGCGGUACGCGCCAUCUCGGAGCUCGCCACCGGCGACCCCCAGCCGGGGUUCCCCGACGCCGAAGUAGAAAGGUUCGCCUCCUCAGUAACGUUCCUCAGAGAAUGGAGGCAUUUCUCUUAUGAGCCAAAAGGUGUAAGUUUUGCUUACGGCGCUGGAUCAGCUUCAUCCGCAGAUGACACACCCGAGAUAACCUUACCACAGUUCUCAUCUGCAUCUUUUCCUCAGGUCACACACUUGGAAGAUGGGAGGGAUAAGGAUACAGACAGUUCUGAUUUCAUUUUGUUUGCUGGGGGAAGUGUUUGGUCGCUGGACUGGUGCCCAAAGUUGUGCGACAAGCCUUGUUCUCGUGUAAAUUGUGAGUAUCUUGCUGUUGCUGCUCAUCCUCCUGGUUCUUCUUACCAUAAGCUUGGUAUGCCAUUGAUUGGCAGAGGUAUCAUUCAAGUUUGGUGUCUCGUAGCACCCUUUGAAGAGGCAGAUCCUCAUCAGUCAAUGAUUGCAUACAGUAAGAGCAAUUGUAGAGGAAGGCCUAGAAAAAUACCAGAUGAGAAUAACUCCAUUGAGAGUUCAUCAGUUCCUCGAAAACCGUUAGGGAGACCAAGAAAGAUAAAACUGACAACUACUGAUGAUCACACAGAACCAUGUCUGAAAAAACCAAGGGGGAGACCAAGAAAGAUAGAACCAGCAACUACUGAUGAUCACGAAGAACCAAGUAUGAAAAAACCAAGGGGGAGACCAAGAAAGAUAAAACCUGCAACUGCUGAUGGUUAUGCAGAACCAAGUCUAAGAAAACCAAGGGGGAGACCAAGAAAGAUAAUACCUGCAACAGCUGAUGAUUACGCAGAACCAAGUCUGAGAAAACCAAGGGGGAGACCAAGAAAGAUAAAACCUGCAACUACUGCUGAUCAUGCAGAACCAAGUCUGAAAAAACCAAGGAGCAGACCAAGGAAAACCAAGUGCAAUGUCCAUUUGAGUGCUGCAUCAUUUGAUGCCACAUCAUUAGCACUUGGCUUGUGCAAUGCAAAUUACAAGGAAGAAUCAAGUGCCCAACAUAGAAACAAGCCUGUUUCCACAGAGUGUAGUUCUUCAACCACAUCCAGUGGCAAAGAACAAAACAAUCAGCCAACUCCCAAGCCAAGUGACAAUGUGCUCUCAGUUGAAAAGUGCAAGAAAGAAUUACUUGUCUACACCAGAAGGCGUGUACGACCUCCUACAAAGAAAUCUGCUCCGAAUGAGACUUGCUCACUGUCUCUUAGUAGUGACGUACAGAAGAUGGAGACAUCCUAUACAUCCAUCAUGCCAAAUAAUCAUUUGUCUUCUGUUGAGAAUCCCAAACUAUUGGGUUCAUCUAUGAGUGAAGACAUGGCUAAUGAGGCUGGUUUGGUGGGUCGUAAGAGCACAGUUAUUAACCGUGAGCUCAUGGAAAUGAAUGAUGGUGAGGCUGCCAAUCAAGUUGGCCAUGCUCCUUUUGAAGAUAGUGCCCAGAUGAUUGUUGAAGUGGAAAAUACAGAAGUAGCUCAAAUAAAAAAUUCAAGUAAAAAUGAUAAUAUAAUUACUUGUGCAGAAAACCCAAACCUUUCUGCAAUCCCCAAGGGCAUUCAUCUACCAAGGGUCGUCUUGUGUUUAGCUCAUAACGGAAAAGUUGCUUGGGACAUCAAAUGGAAGCCUCCUUUACCAAAUCAGUCAGAACAGAAAUCACGUUUGGGUUUUCUUGCAGUACUGUUGGGAAAUGGCUCACUGGAAGUAUGGGAAGUUCCAUCUCCAAGCAUAAUCCAGAAGAUAUAUUCAUCUUCUUUAAUGAAGGGUACCGACCCUCGCUUUCUAAAGCUGCGGCCUGUAUUUAGGUGUGCUAAAGUGAAGUGCGGGAACAUACAGAGCAUUCCCUUGACAGUUGAUUGGUCGCCUUCUCCUCAUGAUAUGAUACUGGCAGGAUGUCAUGAUGGAACGGUUGCUUUAUGGAAGUUCUCUAUAGACUUGCCAGCACAAGAUUCAAAACCUUUUAUGUGUGUCACUGCUGAAUCUGUUCCCAUCAGAGCCCUCUCCUGGGCACCAUAUGUAAGUGAGGAAGAGACAAACACCUUUGUCACUGCUGGAGAGGAUGGCCUAAAAUUCUGGGAUUUAAGAGAUCCAUACCGUCCUCUGUGGGAACUAACUACUGCCCCAAGGGCUGUUUUAAGUCUUCAUUGGUUAAAGGAUGCAAGAGGUAUUGUCAUCUCAUUGGAAGAUGGUACAUUGAAGUUCCUCAGCUUGCCUAAAAUAGCCAAUGAUGUACCUGUCACCGGAAGGCCAUUCGCUGGGAGUAAAACUCAGGGCGUUCAUACUUAUCAAUUAUCAGAAUAUUUGAUAUGGGACGUCCAUGUCUCAGAAAUUACUGGUCAAGCAGCUUAUUGCGUGGUAGAUGGUACUGCUGUGCGCUUCCAGCUGACUAAGAGAUUCUGGGAGAAGAAACCUGGGAGGAACCGUGUACCUUAUUUCCUCUGUGGUUCACUGGCAGAGGAGGGGACAGUCAUUAAGAUCGGUGGCACGCCGCAAAGCUCUCCUUUAUCGAAUGUUCCUCUGGUCACGAAAAAGGGUCCAGAAUCAUGCCAAGAUGUAGAUCAAACAGACGAGAUGCGGAAAGAGGAACUAAGAACUCUCACUAACUCGGAGCAUGUAGAUCCAGAACUCGGAGAUGGUGAACUAGAUGAAGGCCGAGAAAGUGGUGCUCUAGUUUUAGCUGAUGCUCUAACGCAAGAGGAGAAUGAUGGCAUGCACAACGGCCCAGUUGAUGAAAACGCUAAAGACGACUUCGAGGUCUUCCCUCCCAAAUCUGUAGCGCUGCAUCGGUUGAGAUGGAACACAAACAGAGGCAGCGAGAGAUGGUUAUGCUAUGGAGGCGCCGCAGGCAUUAUUCGUUGUCAGAGGAUCUAA
Molecule: messenger RNA, 3000 nt
Organism: Triticum turgidum subsp. durum (durum wheat)
Lineage: Eukaryota; Viridiplantae; Streptophyta; Magnoliopsida; Poales; Poaceae
Source: the annotation of a GenBank genome assembly